Messenger RNA from Silurus meridionalis, 1140 nucleotides. It is a transcript of the gene snrnp25, whose product is annotated as small nuclear ribonucleoprotein 25. Gene Ontology annotation, biological process: mRNA splicing, via spliceosome. Bases 172 to 786 code for a protein of 204 amino acids. Gene Ontology annotation, molecular function: protein binding. Gene Ontology annotation, cellular component: U12-type spliceosomal complex. The transcript has 6 exons. Lineage: Eukaryota; Metazoa; Chordata; Actinopteri; Siluriformes; Siluridae. The record is from RefSeq and is a predicted model, not a curated record.
AGUAAGUCCGUCCUCUUUUCCUUCCCCAACACACAACCCACGCUUUAUGGGUCCACAAGCGCAAACUGUAAACAGGAUCAGUUCAUUAGUUCAUUAUUUUCGUCAACACAGAAUUUAUAGUUAUAAUUAUACUGCAGUAUUUCUCUCAGAUCAGUUCAUUUGGGUUUAAAAAUGAGCAGUGAGAUAAAGACCGAGAAGACAGAAACUAUUGAAGGUGUGCAGGAGAUGGAAGUCAAACUCGUAGAGGAAACUGUACAUGAUGAACAGAGAAAGGAGGAUGAGGAUGAAGAGGAGGAUGAGGAGGCUUUGCCCCAUUCUGAAUUCCUGGAUAUUUUUGAAGAAGGCUUGGCUUUGAUUGUUCAGGACCCACUCUUAUGUGACCUGCCGAUUCAGGUGACCCUGGAGGAGGUGAACUCUCAGAUAGCUCUGGAGUAUGGCCAGGCUAUGACGGUCCGUGUGUGUAAAGCUGAUGGAGAAGUCAUGCCGAUUGUGGUGGUGCAGUCUGCCACUGUACUGGAUCUGAAGAAGGCCAUUCAACGCUACUUGGAACUGAAGCAGCAGCGAGAGGGCGGCAUCAAACACAUCAGCUGGAGAUACGUGUGGAGAACGUUUCACUUGGCUUUUAACGGGGAAAGGUUGGAGGACGACAAAAAGAAACUGAAAGACUCCAUCAUGCCACUGAAGUCGUGUAAUAUGUCGUAUCCCUUCUCCAAUGUUUCUGUCUUCAGCUAUGAAAUCAGGAACAGAGACGAAGUGACAUUCAUGAAGAAGCUGAGGAAGAAAUAAGCCAUCCGUAGUCCAGAUGAUUCCACGGGUCUAAGAAUACGCACGUCGACGUUUUACCACCUCUUAUAGACAGUACGACUUUGUUCCUGGUGCCAUGACAUGAAAAUUUCACCACUGGCAUUUCCUUAAUGAAGAUCUCACGUUCGCGUGCCUCAGUAUUCGUCCGCCUUUAGGAGCUUUAACAGGGCAAGGACAUUGGGAAUUUUCUCUUUUGGUACUAUUGACUCUUUAUCUUGGAUCAUGGACGAAAUCAAUUCAAACCACAUUUGAAGCUUCUGAGGUGGUCUAUUUAUUUUAUUUUGUACAUAUUUUUUUUUUGUAGUUGAAGUUUAUUAAAAUCCCAACUUGUUUGUA